Carassius gibelio (silver crucian carp) is the source of this 2512-nucleotide messenger RNA. RefSeq lists its product as uncharacterized. Gene Ontology annotation, biological process: positive regulation of ERK1 and ERK2 cascade; interleukin-15-mediated signaling pathway; T cell activation. The transcript is spliced from 9 exons. Gene Ontology annotation, cellular component: external side of plasma membrane; membrane raft. The record is from RefSeq and is a predicted model, not a curated record. Gene Ontology annotation, molecular function: MHC class II protein binding; protein tyrosine kinase binding. Lineage: Eukaryota; Metazoa; Chordata; Actinopteri; Cypriniformes; Cyprinidae. Bases 97 to 1200 code for a protein of 367 amino acids.
CACUCAGUCGGUCAGAUCAGAGGAAGUUAAAACCACACGAGGAGCUGAGAGUAUUUAAAGAAAGAGUUGAGAGCAAAUGAUGAAGAGAAAGAGAAAAUGUCUGAGUGUCAUCUGUGUCUGCUGGGACUGAUCGCUCUCUCUUCACUUCUCACAGGUGUCAGUGGAGAGGAUGAUGUUCAUGUGUUCAUCAGUUCUGGUGAAGAUGUCCGUCUGCCCUGUAAUAAUGCUCUUCAUGAUGCUCUUCAUGACUGCAAAUCAACUACAUGGAGCUAUAACAGACAUUCAGCAGCAGUUGAACUGAUUGUUUUAGGGAAAAAGAUGAAAGACACAGAGAGACACGAGAGACUGAGUCUGGGGUCUGACUGCUCUCUGAACAUCAGGAAGAUCUCAACAGAAGAUUAUGGACUUUACACCUGCCAACAAUGGACUGGUGAGGGUGGACCACGACUAAGAAAUGACACACAUGUUUAUCUGCAUGUUCUUCAUGUCUCAUCCUCACAGACUCAGAUCAGUUCAGAUCUCUCUGUGUCUCUCUCCUGUCGGCUGUAUUCAUAUCUUCGAGUCUCUUGUGAUGAAUGGAUCAGUUCUGAGGGAAUUCAUCUGUUCUUGGUGAAUCAGGCUGGUGUUAAACCGGUGAGAUCAUCCUCAUCAGAUCACUGUAUCAUCACCCUGACUACAACACUCCUGAAUGAAGAUCACAACAGAGAGUGGAGAUGUAAUGUUACUCACAGAGAUCAAGUCAAGACCUCAGUCACAAUCACUGUCAAGAGAUCAGAUCAACCUCAAACGAUGACACCAGUCUCAAACUCUCAGGAUCCCUCAACUACAAACACACCAGAAACUUCUACACACACAGACUCUUUAACGACAGUGAUGCCUGUUGUUGCCGCUGUGUUCAUUGCUGUUAUUGCUGUCAUUGCUGUCAGUGCUGCUGUUCUCUGGUUGAUCUGGAGAAAAAGAGCUGGUAAUAAAAGAGAGACGGGUGAAACAGCGGUCAAAGAUGAGAAUGAAGAUAAAGUGACGUAUGAGACGAUCAACAUGUCGAUUCCUGCUGCUGCGAGAGACAAUGAGCAGACAGAUGAUGUGACUUACUCUGAAGUCUCUUCUUCCAGUAAAAAGCCAGUCAAAUCAGUCAAAGAUCAAGAUGAUUCAGUGACUUACGCUGCCAUCAGAGGAACACAAAAUGAGCUCCACAAAUAAAGAUUCAUGAUACAGAGGAGUGUGAGCUCCUCACAUCAGCAGCAGAUGUGACGCUUCUAUGACUGAUGAGAUUUAUAGCUUUGCUGUUUGGAAGAAUUAGAUAUUUGUAUGUGAAUUAACAGAACUUGUAUGCAGAUAUUUGUUGAAUUCAUACAGAGCCCCUAAAAGUACAUGGUAGUAGAAAAAGUUUGAUGUGGGAGGAUUUUUUUUUUUUUUUUUCAAAACUUUGCAUUCCCUUUAGAAAGUUUUGCAUUCUCUCGCAAACCAGUUGAGUACACACUCUUCCUGUUUACUUUAUCAUUAUUAUUAUUAUAAUUUACAUAAUAUAAAAAAUCAUAUUCAAUUCUUAAUACCCCUGUAAUAUUGGGCCUGCCUUUACCUAAAACUGUUUCUCAACCGUGUUUCUUUUUACCCCAGAAACCCCUUCUCUCCAAAUCAGUACUGCAAGCCAAAACUUCUGUAUUCACUAAAACUGUAUUCCAGUGCUAUUAUUUCUCAGUUACCGGUAAUUUUUUUUAAACAAAACAAGAUAGAAUUUGUUUUAUGUUUUUUGCAAACAUACUUGGCAAAACUUCAUUGCAGAUAUUAUAUAUUGCUUAAAAGUACAUAAAGCUCAAUUAUACUGAAACAGAUUGUCACAGUGUCUGGUUUGUGUUCCCUGGGUUUACACUAGCUGUCCUCCUUCCCCACGGUGUCUGUCACUUCAUUAACCACAUUCCUAGCAUUCUCUGCCUAAAUCAUUGCACCCAGCUAUCACGGGUUAUCAAUAAUUGCACUCAAUUAAUUUCCCAUUAGCAUUUGUCUCUCCCUGUGUAUUUAUACCCGGUCUGUCUAAGUAUUUGUCAUGCUUGGACUGUUUACCCUUUGGAUACCCCUCAAUAAAUGUCAUACACGCACUUGGAUCUCUAUUCGUGUUUCCUGUAUUCCGGCCGUGACAGAAGGACUCUGUCACAGCGAAAAUUCAGCGGUAUGUCAGUUGUUGCUUCUUCCCCAGCCACUGAGCGGGAAAGAAGCGCUCGUUUUGAGGGAACCCAUCUGGUCGUGUUUCGCGGGAUCAGGGGAGGUCACCGAGGAGGGAAUGGUCAAGAGGAGGCUCAACAUCGCUCUCCACCAUGGACCCUCUUCGACCCGGGGCUGGUAUGGGAUGGAUCAGAGCCACCAUCUCACCAUGGUGGAUGGAGAGGGAAGAAGAAGCGCACUUCUGCCAGGGGGCGCCGCUGCCCAUGAUGGCCACCAACCCAGCGCCACAGCACAAGGUGGUCACCAGCCCGACGCCACUGCCCAAGAUGGCCGCUCGUCCAGAGUCAUGGCC